Molecule: messenger RNA, 2186 nt
Organism: Amoebophrya sp. A25
Lineage: Eukaryota; Dinophyceae; Syndiniales; Amoebophryaceae
Source: the annotation of a GenBank genome assembly
AUGUACUUCCACAAGCUGAUUUUAUGGCUGAUGCUACCUACGAAUUUGAUGAAAUAGAGGCCCUCCCCAUUUCGGCUAUGCAAAUUUCGAGCAUGUCUUGGCUUUUUGGAUUUUUUAUUUUUGUGAAUGAUCGCUGGUCACUGAGAUCAUAUUACUUCUGAAGUUGUAGAACAUGAUGGGUCUUCUCCUCUAACAGGAAUCCUGAAAGUGCUUUGUCCCGAUAUGGUCGUCUUCGGCUGUCAGGAGUACGUGCGGAAAUGCAUUGGUGAAGAAUUCCUCAAUUUUGAAGGUUCCAACGACCUAGGAGCGGUCCUUGCGGAUUGCCGGUGCACUACUGCAGUGCUUUUCUUAUGUCUGUUGUUGCAUCACCUAGUUGUUAAGUGUUUGCCAGCAACUCAAUCGUCCGUAGGUGCUAUAUGCCUAUUUGGGAUGCACAGGAGAAUAGAAUAGAUCGCAUUUGCAAUUGCGUCACCUCCUAGUUGUUGCACUUGCGUCACCUAGUAGCUUGAGUUUCUCGCUGUACUCCACCUUGCGCUACUAGAAGCCUAGACGUAUCAUGGUACUAGAGAUACUGGGAGUCGAAGUGCGUGUGAUAGAAAUACCGGAGGUCUACAAAAAGUUCUAAUCUCCGUCCUAUCCGCUGGCGCUGACCCGAGUGGAAUGCUGAUGCGCCAUGCAAAUUCUCACAACAGAAAGGUUGAAAGCAUUUCCCUUGGCCAGGGUCAGGGACCGAGAGCACAGAGACUCAUCGAACAGGGUCGUCGAGAAGGAAAGUGGGUCCUCUUGCAGAAUUGCCAUCUCUGUCGCAGUUGUUAAGGCUCAACUUUCAGUGGUCAUUGGAGUUGGUCACUGAGAUCGAAGAGGCGACCCCUUGAGGAAAGAUGGGGGGAAAACGAAGGGAAAGGGGAGAGCUUUGGAGGGGGUUUCUUCCGUUCAGAGUCAGUGACCAAUGAAUGCUGAGCUUUAAAGUUGGAUGCCACAACUGGAGAAACUCACAGAUGCGAUAACGCAAGACAACGGCGACAAUACGGAUCCGGAGUUCCGGUUGUUUCUCACGAGCAUGCCCUGUGUCUAUUUCCCACAGACAUUGCUGCAGAAUUUAAGAAAUGACUCUACUUAAUACCUAGUAGUACUUCUACCAUAAUUUUUAAUUUUUAUAGCUGCUACUUCAUCUUCAUCUGGAUCUGCGACUCUGCCUGGAGGACGGAGAGGAACAAUAACAUUUUAUUGAUAAAUUGACUCUUCUACUAUCAUCUGCUUAGACUCGGCUCGUCUUCUUGACCUUGACGAGAGUCUAAGCACUCGCGGCCUUUUUCUAAGAAUUGCCGUGAAAAUGACUACGGAACCUCCGAAGGGCGUCAAGGCCAAUUUGAAACGGAGUUUGCGCCAUUUGAGGGAUGCAGAUCUCAAAGUCUUAGACUCUGGAGAGGGAAGCUUUACUUCAGAAAAAGCGAGAAUUUGGCAGAAAUUGCAAUUGGGACUUAGGUACUCCGAUUACCAUGGAGGGCGUUCCUCUUCUGAUUCAGGACUCAGGUUUAUCGACUGGUCGACUACCUAGACAUAGAGAAGAUACUAACUUCUGUGUUUGAGACUCAGGUGUACUUUGACGUGAGCCGUCCUCUUGAACUACGAAAGACAUUGAAAAUGAGGCUCGCUUCACCCACACUGUUAUCUUUCGAAGAAAGAGCGACUUCGACCCCCGUAAUCAAUAUUUUGUGUCACUAUUCUUGAACACUACCUUUUUUUACAACGUAGGAUAGCAAGAGUCGGUCCUCUCCAAGACAGCGCUCGGCAAGGGCACUCCAGCGUAGGCAGGAGUGUCCUGGUCGUCAAAGACUCCCGCACCGCCGGAGGCUGGCAACAGAGCACGGAAGAGGGGGCGGCGUAGUCAGUGGAAGGACAGCCGGCUCGCUUAUUGUUGUUGUUCUGUUUUACACGCGCCCUGAUCAGGGCGUUGCCACUGCCGGGCGGCUUUCCCCACAGUGGCACCCGCGGGUGUCAAGUGGGCAAGGCCUUUGGUCGCGCUGUUCAGUUCGCCGUAAGGUGCCGCCGCGCUGACCAGGAUGAAGGAAGGAACUUUACACUUUUGUGCUCAUCGUCACAGGUUCUUUCACGCAGUAAUCCAGGAGCGGCGGAAGUUCGGACCUCUUGGAUGGAACACCUCCUACGAGUUCAACGAGUCGGAC